AACUACUUUCUGACAGUCAAUAUGGAUUCAGGUCAAACAGCUCAACAUCUUUGGCAUUAAUAGAAUCAACUGAGGAAAUUACAAAUGCAACAGAUCACAAACAGUAUGCAGUAGCAGUAUUUAUCAAUCUCACAAAAGCUUUUGACACCAUAAACCAUGACAUAUUAAUAAGUUAGAACAGUCUGGGAUCAGGGGGGUGGUGUUGCACUGGAUGAAAAGUUACUUAAUGGACAGGAAGCAAUUUGUGAAGUUGGGGCAGUAUUCGUCAUCGUUUGAACAUUGCUUGUGGCAUCCCCCAGGGGUCAGUAUUGGGUCCAAAACGGUUUUUAAUAUAUAUAAACGACAUUUGCAAAAUAUUGAAGUAUUAAAAUUAGUUCUCUUUGCAGAUGACACACAUUUUUUUUUUGUUUGAGGGGUGAUUCACAGAAGCUACUGGGACUUGUGAAAUGUCCUAACUGAAAAAAUGGUUUAACAUAAAGAAAUUAUCACUGAACUUAAGUAAAACUAAAUUCCUGUUAUUUGGCUACGGUAAAAGGAUGCAUAUGCACAGAUAAAGGUAGAUGGUGUGGAAAGUAAGAGAGUUCAUGAAAGUAAAUUUCUUACAACAAACAGCUACAUCCAUCUUGCAGUCUAUGACUUUACAGAACAAAUUUGAACUUUGAUGUUCCUUUACAUGCCAUGAUGUUGUUGAAAUGACUUGAGAUGCCGCAGGGUGCCGUCCUGUGAAAGCAGCUUUACAGUCUUCUGUCUAUGUUGACGUCUUGACUGCGUGGACGGACAGCUGCUGGGGUUACUGCAGGUCACUGGAUUAGUGUCCAGGUGGUUGUCUCAAGAACCUGCAGCUUCAGUCUGGCUGCAGCUCCGACAGCACACAGUGGACAGAGCAGUAUGGAGGGUGUCCCUCUGAAGUCCACACAAGCUGCUGUCCAACAAGUCAAAGACGACAUCACAGUGACUGUCCCCGAUUACCUCACCAUCCUGCGGGAGACAGAGUAUGACUUCAGUCUGGAGAACUGGGUGAUAACUGGGUUGCAGAGUGGCUUCAUCAGCCAACACCGGCCUCAGCCCUCCUCUUCAUUAGGACUGCUGCCAUCUUGUCCACCAUACUGGAUGAUGUUCUACAGCCCACAGCAGAGUCGCAUGGCCAGCCGGCACUGCUCUGACUACUGGGAGCCCAACCCUCGACAGCGCUCCCACAGCCUCAAUCCCGCUGUCCUGCGCACCAAGUUGUCAAACUCUGACGAUAAAAGAGAGGGCACUUCACAGAAAACCAAGACAUGUGUGCAAGUGGGGGAGGAACACCCUGCUGUUCCACAUCAGCAUGGUCAGAGGAAAGCACAGCGAGCCUUUGUCCCUGACCUGCUGAACCCACCAGCCUGUCUGAGUAGCCUGCCACACCAACGCAGGAAAAACCUGCGUCAGCGUUCCCUCUCGGUGCUCAGCGUGUCCACGCAACGAGAUCCCAACACAGACAGCCAGUCCAAGAGUCCCUCAUUAAACGGAAGCCUUGACAGGAGAACUCCCAACAUCAGAGCCAAUACUGUCGACAGGCUCCCCACCAUCAAUAACCACAACACAGCAUGUAAGAAGUCGCUCAGACCAGACUCCAGAACAAACAUCCCUACUGUGGACUCAUCCGUAGAGCUCCUAUCAGCUCUGAGCCCAGAGGAGAGAGAGCUAUUGGGGGCCGUCACUGCUCGGGGCUACACCCUCCAUACUGCCAUCAUUGCCUUACAAAGGACAGGACAGCAGACCCCAGAUCAGAUGUUGAGCUACCUGGUGGCAUGUGACCACCUGUGUCAGCUAGGUUAUGACAUGGCUCAGGUCGAAGAGGCUCUGGAAAUGUUUCAAAAUUGUGAAACCAAGGCGGAGGAGUUCCUUCAGCUGCUCAAUCAGUUCAAUGAGAUGGGCUUCCAGCAGAACGCCAUUAAGGAGGUGCUGCUGGUCCACGAAAACCACAGAGAACGGGCCCUUGAGGAGCUCAUGAUGCGUAUGGGCUGACAGCACAUCAUCACAACACAAAAUACACACACAAACAAACACACUGUUUAUCACUGAAUUACUGCGGACAAUUAGACCGCAACCUAAAGUCUGUUUAUACUACAGAAACAUAUGAUGUUCAGGAUGAAACCACAUGAAAACACGCAUCAUUGUAGCUGGAGGCAGAGAGUGGCAGUGUUUUGCUCAUAUGAUGAUGAUAGCAAUGAUGUGCUCGUAUUGCACAUUUUUAUUUAUGUGUUCAAUAACAUUUUACUCAUUCCUGACCUGAAAGUGCUUAUUACAUUCAGAUUUCGUAACACUUGACCAAAUUCAUGUUAACUGUAUAGCUGAAGUAAUGUGAUUAGCUGUUGUAAAUGUGAACAGAUUCAUUAAAGUUGUGAUAUGAAUUUA
This is a messenger RNA of Amphiprion ocellaris (clown anemonefish), 2391 nucleotides long. It is a transcript of the gene ubap1lb, whose product is annotated as ubiquitin associated protein 1-like b. The coding region runs from base 889 to 2001 and encodes 370 amino acids. NCBI's taxonomy places the organism in Eukaryota, Metazoa, Chordata, Actinopteri, Pomacentridae. Gene Ontology annotation, cellular component: ESCRT I complex. The record is from RefSeq and is a predicted model, not a curated record. Gene Ontology annotation, biological process: ubiquitin-dependent protein catabolic process via the multivesicular body sorting pathway. Gene Ontology annotation, molecular function: ubiquitin binding. The transcript is spliced from 6 exons.